This is a messenger RNA of Morchella importuna, 654 nucleotides long. RefSeq lists its product as uncharacterized. The transcript is spliced from 3 exons. The coding region runs from base 1 to 654 and encodes 217 amino acids. The record is from RefSeq and is a predicted model, not a curated record. Lineage: Eukaryota; Fungi; Ascomycota; Pezizomycetes; Pezizales; Morchellaceae.
AUGUCUACCCUCCCGGCUCCCCAAGUGCCUCUUCAGAUUGAAUGGCAACCAGCAGCCUUAGAAUUCCAAGAGGGUCAGACACAGUUAAUCCACAAGCCCAGGACGGACUUCUUUGUGGAGUUGCAGCGCUACCUCAAGCACAGCCUGCAACAGGAAGUCAUCAAGGCCGGCAAUGCGCUAGCCUUGGUGCAAGAAAGACAAGAAGCUGAGGCAGACCUGCUCAGGGAUGCCUCCGGCUACAUGCGAGAACAGGUAUCCUCAGUCCAGGCUCAGCUUCAGAGCUAUGCCCAGAAAGAUGACUUAGGAAUGGAUGAGAUGGAGGAUGUUCAGUGGACAAGCCCGGCCAUGCCUUCCAACUUUCUGGAGGAAAUCCAGAGAGCAAUCAAUGAGGGAAGGCUCUCCAUCGCCAGGAUGCCCACACCAGCACCUGUCCCCAACCCCGCACCUCCGCAGAACUCCAGGGCCUUGUCCAGAGUGGCCAUGAGAAUCUUCCACCAAAGGGUGAACCACUUUGCAGCGUGUCUCGUCAGGAGAAGACGACUACUACUCCCAGACACCGGUCAGGAGUGGUCCCUCUGGGCUCCCUCCAGCCUGGGUUCGCCAGGGGUUGUCCCCGGAAUCUCACAGAGGCUCACCACCCCUGGUGUCACCUAG